Molecule: messenger RNA, 1341 nt
Organism: Melampsora larici-populina 98AG31
Lineage: Eukaryota; Fungi; Basidiomycota; Pucciniomycetes; Pucciniales; Melampsoraceae
Exons: 5
Biological process (GO): sphingosine biosynthetic process
Cellular component (GO): cytoplasm; intracellular membrane-bounded organelle; membrane
Source: RefSeq, a predicted model, not a curated record
GACGGAAGAGUGACGAGUUUGAAAGCUAAACUUUCAUCUCAUGAGGAUCUUAACUUUGCUCGAGAAUGGGUAGAUGUUGUGCUACAAAAAGCUUAUGGUCGUGUGAAUCGAGAUCGAAAAAUGUUGGUCGUCGUUAAUCCGUAUGGUGGUUCAGGACAAGGCCAGAAAGUAUGGGAUACGACUGUGUUACCGAUUUUCAAAGCUGCUAAUGCUUCCUUUGAGGUGAUUUUUACCACACAUCGGGGCCAUGGUAUUGAGAUUGGUGAAGGCAUCGAUCUGACUCAGUUUCAAGUUUUAGUAUGUGUUUCUGGGGAUGGGAUUGUACAUGAAGUCUUGAAUGGAAUUGGACGUCGAGCAGAUGCUGGAAUAGCUUUGAAAAAGAUCAGUUUUGCUUCGAUUCCAGCUGGUUCAGGUAAUGCUUUAUCUGUUAAUAACAUGGGACCACAGAAUUGUCGUAAUACGGUCUUGGCAGCUCUAACUGCGUUAAAAGGUCGAGCGGUUCCCUUGGAUCUAUGUAGUGUGACUCAACUACCGGCAGGAAAAUCGGUGGAUUCAGGUGUAGAACCGAUUAGGAUGCUUAGUUUCUUGAGUACUUCCUUUGGAUUGAUGGCAGAUUUAGAUGUAGGAACUGAGAAUUGGAGAUGGAUGGGAGAAACAAGGUUUAUACUGGGGUAUUUGAAAGGUGCAUUCAAGAAUCCAAAACAACCUUGUAGAUUGGAUAUCUUAUUGAGUGAGUUUGAUAAGAAGGUCAUGGAAACGAACUGGAUUAAACAACGAGCCGAAUUGAACUCCGGAUCAUCAGCUUUAGAUGUUCAGGAUAGUAGUCUGGGUGAACCUGAAGAUCGGGGUUCAAAGUCGGAUCGAUCGAACGGAUUACCUGAUCUUAUGUACGGUGAUGUUCGUACACCGAUUCCUAAAGCUGCAUUACCAUUCUCAUCUACCUCGACUUCUGGUGAUCCGAAUCCGAUCAAAGAUCAAUGGUAUACACUUGAAGAACCUAUCACAUCGGUUUAUGCUGGUACACUUCCCUUCAUGGCAGCUGAUCUGCUCGAGUUUCCUAUGAAACUUACGGGCGAUGGAUCGAUUGAUAUUAUUGUGCAUCAAUCUCCUUCGGUUUUGAGAACUUUACUUUGUAUUGAUGGAGCAGAUCAAGGUAGUAUGUUUAGAAAUAAAGAUUGUCAAUAUUUUAAAGCUAAAGCCUUUAGAUUAACACCCCUACCGCUACCUUUAAAUAAGAAUGAUGAACCGAUUGGAAGGAAAAGUUUUAUUGUUUUAGAUGGUGAGAAUAUGCCUUAUCAAUCUAUUCAAGCUGAGAUUCAUUCGGAAUUGGGUAGUGUGUUG